Molecule: messenger RNA, 6854 nt
Organism: Chrysemys picta bellii (western painted turtle)
Lineage: Eukaryota; Metazoa; Chordata; Testudines; Emydidae
Source: RefSeq, a predicted model, not a curated record
UGGCCAGUGGAGUUCUGUUGGUUUCUUUCUUGGGCUUGUCUUGUAACAGGAGGCUUCUGGGUACACGUCUGGCUCUGUUGAUUUGUUUCCUUAUUUCCUUGCGCGGGUAUUGUAGUUGGUAUCGUAAUGAUUAUAGAGGAAAUAACUAAAGUACAGAAAUCUGGCUUGUUGUGGACACAUAAACCUUAUUCUGAGCUCACUUACACUCGGGACAUGAUCAACUUGAUCGACUUGAAAUCUUGUCAGCAAAAUGAGUUAAACUGACGUUGGGAAGGCCCCAUGCUAAUUUUUGUGGUUUUACAGUCACAUUUUCCUAUUUUAAAAAAUCCUUUUCCAUUGUGCGUAUGAAAGACUGUCACAAUUUUCCCCCUCCCCUUGCAGCUCCCAGCUGCUUUCUGUUCUAGUAACCUUGGGUUUUCCUUGUAACAAUAGCAGGAAUAAGCUUUUUGGACAAAAGUCUGUUUAUUUAUUUAUUUUUAAGUUGUGUGUGUCUAUUUUGACAUCAAUAAGAGUUAUCCUGGGGGUAAAACAGGUGUAUGAACAAGACUUCCUAAUCUGUAUCAAAGACACUCUUGUUCCUACCAAGAUGUUUGAGAUCUCCAUAAAGCUUUACUUCUUUUAAAAUGUAUUUAUUUUUUGAAUACAAUUAAAUCACUUUUAUCACCUCUAUUUCUGUUCCACAAAUGCUCAUCAGAGAGAGGGAACAUAGCCAGCCAAUGAAUAAAAUACUUUAUUUGACAGAAUGUAUUAUCUGCAUUGCUGAUUUUAUGAUAGAUUAUUUUUAUUUUAUAAAAAUUGUCUUAAAUUAGUUCCUCAAAAUGAAGUCUUGAGAAUGGCUAACAGGAUUUUGGAUGAUGCAGGGAAUGAUUCUCAUGUUGGUACAAGGUCAGUGAUAUGUAUAUGAACACUGUAUAGUUAGUGUGAUUUUGACUUCAGUGCAAAGCUUUUGAAACAGUUUGAAAAUGUGAUAACUUUCCAAACCAUAGUUUCAAAAGGGAAUCCUUUUGUCUAAUAGUUGGCAAGGGCUUCCUCAUAAGGCUACUUAAGCGUGUUUUAUAGAAACCUCUUUCCCUUGAUUAAUCCACUUUCAUGAGAUCAUUUUGCCGAAAUACUGUUCCUCGCUACAGUGGACUGAUUCUUCACUGCCUUCCUACUUGAUCGGUCACGUAUGCCAAUGAAAAGCAGGCCUAAAAUGCUGCUGAUUUCAUAGCAUUUUACACUGAUUGUACACAGGUAAAGGACUGCACAAGACGCAAGGCAGUGGAGAGUAAGUCCCAGUGUCUGCAGUCUUUGCAUCUUAGCAUCUGCAAUGGAACUGUUUCUUUAAUAGAACUAUUUGGGGGGGGGGGGGAAGAGGAGGUGUAAAUUGGUAGUUUUAAAAACAGUUAAAAUUAAGAAUAGAAAUAAACAAAUACUCUUCUCUACGUUUUUCAUUACAGGAAAUGGUAUAAAAAUAUAGUUUAAAUAAUUUCUUUGUGAGUCGCCCAGUUUUCAGAGGUGGCUGUGGUUGCUACAGGUGCUCUAUACCUCUGAAACUCAGGCUACUUAUUUAGGUGCCUAAAUGUGGAUUUAGUUGCCGAACAUUAGGCAUCCCAAGUUUUCAAGGAUUUGCCCAAAUGGAUUACCAAACUUGUGUUAAAUAAUCUUAAUUAACCCACAUCCUCCUCUGCAAAAGCCCAGGAGAACCGUUGGAAUUUGCAGCUUCUCCUGAAUGUUACCAAAUCCAAGCUCUGACUAACCAAGGAGGGAAGCAAAUUUUGACCAGGCAGUUAACUAGAGCACCUCGGAUUAUCUCAACUGCCAUAGUAAUAGAUGAAGCCAUCUUUCAAAUAGCUGGGAUCGAAACCAUUUAUGGCUUUAAAGAGCAAAUCCAGUGCCUUAACAGUCUUUGCUUUAUUAUUAUUAUCAUUGUUGUUAUUUGUACUACUGUAGUGACUAGGAGCCCUGUUCAUGGACCAGGACCCCAUUGUGCUAGGCGCUGUAGAAACACAACAGAAAGAUGGCCCCUGCCCCAAAAAGCUUACAGUCUAACUAUGACAAGAGACAACAGAUGGAUACAGACAGACUGGGAAGUACAAGGAAACAAUAGAUCUCCAAUCCAUUCUGAUGGGAUAUAUUCUGACAAUCUGCUUCAUCUGACUCGUCAUCAUUCCAGGAUAGUGGUCUCCUUGGGGCUCUCUCCUAACAUUGAUAUGGUACAGAAGAUUUAAAAUCAGCUGAUGUUCACAAGGAAUAGAGUCACGUGAUGUAUGAAGGCAAACACAUACACUUCUCUGAGGUUGACAAUAAGCCCUUGUGCUCAUAUAGCCCCAAACUGUGCAAGCAGAGGCGACUUAACGGCUACGCCUUCUGUAUCAGACACGUUCUGGAGGACAAGACUGCCCCCUUCAAGCAAUGUGAAUAUGUGGCCAAGUAUAACAGCCAACGCUGCACCAACCCUAUCCCCAAAUCUGAGGACCGUAGGUACUGCAACAGCCACCUACAGGUACUUGGCUUUAUACCUAAAAAGGAGAGGAAGAAAAAGAAUGAUCCAAUAGAGGAAGUGAAGGUCAGGCACCAGAUGGAUGCUAUGGCCUUCAGUCUGACAGUGCCCACACUGGCCUUGAAGAUGUCCAAUGGACUGGAUGGGAUGUCCCUCUCUCCACCAGGGGCUAGGCUUCCUCUCCACUACCUGGAAGCAGAAUUAGAAGAUCCCUUUGCUUUCAAUGAGGAGGAGGAUGACUUAAAGAAAGGGGCAACCGUGAGGAAAAAGUUGCAGAGCAAGUUGGCCCAAAACCGGCAGCGCCAGAGAGAAACGGAGAUUUUAAAAGUUCACCAAGAGCACUUUAGCCCCCUUCCUGCACCUUUGCAGCAGCAGCCACUGCAGCAGCAGCACUCCCAUCUGCCACCUUUAUCAACUUCUUUAAAGCCUACAGGGCUACCGCAGGGCUUAGUCUGCAAGUCACCUCAACCUCAGAACACCAGCCUACCAAUGCAGGGAGUGGCACCCACCACACACACUAUAGCACAAGCAAGGCAGAUGUCUAACAAGAGACCCCUGCCUCUCCUGCCACCCACCAGGGCUCCUGUCAUGGACCCACCAAGGACUGAUCGGGUCCUCAUGAAAGCCACAGCCUUCUCUCCACACUCAUCCUGCAUGAGCCGGCUACAGAGACUGGUGAAACUGUGCACUCGAAAACAGCAGCUGGAAACUGAUCUGUUUCCACAUUUAGGGCUGGACUGGUCUGAAGACAGUGGAGAAGAGUUGGAGGAUUCAGAGCAAACUUCACCAUACCAGGUUGCAUGGUCUAUACGGGAAACUCUCAGAUAUGAAAGACAUGAGUCAGAUGAUGAUGAUGCAGAUAGCAGGAGUUCCAGGGUGACCCAACUUUGCACUUACUUUCAGCAGAAAUAUAAGCACCUCUGCCGCCUGGAGCGGGCAGAAUCUCGUCAGAAGAAAUGCCGGCAUACGCUCCGGAAAGCUUUGCUGCAUGCGGCCAGCAGAGAGCCGGAAUGUGCUGGGCAACUGAUACAGGAACUCCGAAGAGCUACAUGCACUUGGACCAGCACAAGCCAAGCCAAGCAGAGAGAUGCAGAACCAACAACAUGUUGUGGAACUGUGAAGGGUGAACAGUGCACUAACAAGGCCCUUCCAUUCACCAGGCAUUGUUUUCAACAUAUCCUAUUGAACCAUUCUCAGCAGCUCUUCUCAAGUUGCACAGCCAAGUUUGCAGAUGGGCAGCAGUGCUCCGUGCCAGUUUUUGACAUUACACAUCAGACACCUCUGUGUGAAGAACAUGCCAAAAAAAUGGAUAAUUUCUUGAGAGGGGACAGCUCCCGUAAAGUUCAGCACCAGCAGCAGAGGAAACCCAGGAAAAAAACGAAGCCACCUGCACUUACCAAAAAACACAAGAAGAAAAGAAGGAGGGGACCACGUAGGCCCCAGAAACCUAUUCCUCCUGCAGUGCCCCAAGGGAACCUCAGCAUGCCCACCAGCAUCUCACUGCCAGUGGAGAUCUCCCACAUACGGAGCCCCUCCACGCCGGAGUUGAGUACAGAUGAGCUGCCCGAUGACAUCGCCAAUGAAAUCACAGACAUUCCACAUGACUUGGAAUUGAAUCAGGAGGACUUUUCUGAUGUCCUACCACGGCUGCCUGAUGACUUGCAAGAUUUUGAUUUCUUUGAAGGUAAAAAUGGAGACCUCCUUCCUACUACCGAAGAGGCGGAGGAACUGGAACGGGCUCUGCAGGCUGUAACUUCUCUUGAGUGCCUGAGUACCAUUGGAGUACUUACACAAACAGACGGUGUGCCAGUUCAGGAGCUAUCAGAUAGAGGGAUAGGGGUGUUCACCACAGGUGCUGGAGCUCCAGGAAUGCAGUCCUUGAGCAGAGAGGUUAACACGGACCUGGGGGAGCUGUUGAAUGGGCGUAUAGUACAUGAUAAUUUCUCCAGUCUGGAGCUGGAUGAGAACUUGCUCCGUUCUGCUACCUUGUCUAACCCACCUACGCCCCUGGCAGGGCAGAUCCAGGGGCAAUUCUCUGCCCCAGCCAACGUCGGCCUUACUUCUGCCACUCUGAUAAGCCAGAGUGGACUUGGGGAGAGAGCCUUCCCAGGACAGUUUCAUGGACUUCAUGAUGGCAGCCAUGCCUCCCAGAGGCCACACUCUGCCCAGCUGCUGAGCAAGGCAGAUGACCUAAUCACCUCACGACAGCAAUACAGCAGUGACCAUUCGCACUCCUCACCCCAUGGAAGCCAUUACGAUAGUGAGCAUGUGCCGUCUCCCUACAGCGACCAUAUCACAUCCCCCCAUGCCACAUCCUAUUCUGGUGAUAACUUGGCAGCUACCUUCUCAGCAGAGAUGCCCAUUAUGGCACAGCACUUGCUCCCACCGCAGCUGGAGGUGCCACUUAGUGGGGUGGUGAACCCCAGAACUCACUGGGGAAAUCUCCCUGUCAAUCUUGGUGACCCCUCUCCGUUUAGCAACCUUCUUGGUGCCGAUGGACACCUUCUUUCCACCUCCCUGUCCACACCACCUACCACCUCGCACUCAGAGACCACACAGCCUGCCUUCGCCACUGUGACCCCCAACAGCUCCAGUGUGCUUCCGGGGUUACCGCAGACCAGUUUUAGUGGCAUGGGUCCUGCCUCUGCUGAACUAAUGGCCUCCACUUCCCCCAAACAGCAACUCCCUCAGUUCAGCGCAGCCUUUGGCCAUCAGCUGAGCUCCCACAGUGGCAUUCCUAAGGACCUGCAGCCCAGCCACAGUUCCAUAGCUCCUCCCACAGGCUUCACAGUAACAGGUGCCACAGCUACGAGUACCAAUAAUGCAUCUGCUCCCUUCACCACCUCUGACUGAGCUGAUUGGUCUGUAUUUGCAGGCAGAUGGGGACCCUGUGUUUUCUAUCUUCUUUUCCCUCUUUAUUGUCCUCCCCUUCCUCGGAAGAGGAUGUUUUGUUUUUGUUUUGUUUUUUUAAAAAGAGGGGGUUAAAAAUAAACCUCCUGCUUCCGUACAGACCAGGGUGGCCCCUCCGUGAACCUUGCUCUAGUGUUCACAUGUGCUGUUUAUGCACUGGUGCUCAUUUAUUACUGGCAGGUUCACCAUACCCCAAAAAUGUCCUUAAGGAUACAGCACAGUUACUGGAUGUAAUUGACCUUAGCAGUAAGACCUAGAAAUGGGACGAUACCUCAAAUUACCAAUGCACGUUACUGUUUCCUAGGGUUCAGAUCAGUGCUUUCCAUCCCAUUAACAUGUCACGUAGGAAGUUUUUAUAGUGGGGAAAAGUCUCUUGGUUUAAAAAAAAAAAGGUAGCAUCUGGGCAUGGAAAGUUGGCUCCACACUCGGGUUUGGUAAUGGUUCACCGAAGCACUCAAGACCAUGGUUCAAUUAUUCAUUUGACUACUCCUUAAAAAUAGUCUUUUGACCUCCUCUGUGGGUGUGUGUGUGUUUGGGGGAGCAGCAGUUCCUUGUCAUCUGCUGCUGAGACAACAGUAAUUGUGUCCCCUUCCGAAAUGGGUCACUGUUCCUACUGAAUGUUGAUUUAUUUUCAUUAUUUUAGGUUCAUUGAGCAGAGAGGCAAUGACUAGGGCAAAUAGGUUUUACCUGUUUGCCCAGGGCGCUGAGGGUUGUUGCUGUUUCAAAGCUUAGCCCAGGGAGAAAAGACGAGAAAAUGGAAAGAUUGGAAUAAAUAAUGGUCUAGUCAAGACUCAUGCAGAAAUUCCCACCAGUGCUGAAUUACUGUGGCGUUGUAGUGUUGAUGAUUUGCCUUUUCAAAUGUGGCUUUGUCCAGAACUCUGCAUAGAAGGUGUUUCCUAGCUGAAACUGGAAGAAUUCUAUUGGUAUGUAUCUGUACGUUACCCAUUCAAACAAAUCUACGUCAGGCCCCUUUGGUAAUUUUAAAAUUACUGAAUUUCUCAAACUAUCUGUUGCUGCUGAGACUCUUUCUAGAAUAGUCGUGAUUUUGUACCAGGAGCCAUAUGGUUUUUGAGACACUUGUGAGACUGAUGCUCUGGAUGUGAAGUUGAAUGUAUGUGGGAACCAGCGGGUACAUAUUUGUGGUUACCACUAACCAAAACCAAACUUACUUAAGCAAAAUAGGGAAAUUCCUUCUAUCCACAACACCUUGUUGCUUUUAUUGCCUGUUUGCUGAAAAUGGUUUUAAGUCUCCUUGGUCAUAAUGUCAGCUCCUUAUAAAGGCAGUGGAUUCCUCUUGUAUCUGUUUCUUCCCUAAAGAAGAAUAACAAAAUCACAAGGAGUUUGCUUGAAUCAUUUAAUCUCCCUCUUCUCCCUUCCCUCCCUGUCCCAAAAAAGGGAAUGUGCUUGAGAAAAUUGUGACUUUAUAAGGCUCUAACUAGCCACUAUGUGAAAGUAAUUCCUA